AGGAGCGUCUGAAGCCCCUUCAUUUGGUUCCGAGCACAGCGGUGUUGGGUUUUAAACGGCUAUUGCUGUUCCCCCGGAGGCUGUGUCCGAGCCGCCUGAGGCUGGACACCGAAAGCAGAAGAAGCUUUGGAAAGAGCCGAGCUGCCGGCGGAUGUUCACAAAGUAUUAGCGUCGGGCUCCACUGCAGAUUGAUGAAACAUUCCUGAAUGGAAUUGGAUCAGUAGGAUAAUGCUAUAACUCUCAGGCAACAAAGUAAGCAUGGAUUCCAACAAGACGCAUGUGAAAAACAGCUGUCGAAUGACAUCUGAAAAUAUCCUUGAGAAGGACUGGUACGAAAUUCUGGGUGCAAGCCCAUCAGACAGUCUGCAGGAGCUCAGACAGAAUUAUCAGAGACUGGCCCUAUUGUAUCACCCGGACAAACAGAGUGCAGAUGUGCCAGUGGGAGAACUUGAGGAGUGCGUACAGAGGUUCAUCGAAGUUGAUCAGGCGUGGAAAAUACUAGGGAAUGAAGAGACAAAGAGAGAGUAUGACCUGCAGCGUCGUGAAGUGGCCAUGACACAGAAUUGGCCAGUUGAUGCUCAAGUCCCUUUGGAAGACAUGAAUUGGAUUGAAGCUGACCAGUGCUACACAUAUGGUUGUCGAUGCGGUGGUGAAUAUGUUCUUUCCAAAGAGGAGGCGGAAGAAAAUGUAUUUCUCCUCUGCUGCAACACUUGCUCUCUCAGCAUAGAGAUCUUGAAGAGAAGUUGAAGUAUUUCAGUUGUGUUUCCUUUAAUUUUUCAUUUAGAAGAUAUCGGCCACAGUACAGAAUGAAAACUAGAAAUGCCGACCAUAAUGAAUUACUGACAACUGCAGCUACCUAGCUGAGACGAAUUUUAACUGGCUGCAUCACUCGGAUUAAAACCAACAGUCAGAGUGUAAGUUUCAGUAAGUUGGGGGCCUAACUUUUCAGUAGCGGGGUUCUACAGUAAACAUGCCUCCCAGCACUCAUUUUGUACAGAUGCUCAGCAACAAGAUCUAUCCUACCAAGCAACAGAGAAUUAAUGAUGGGAAGAGUUUACAUGCAAUGCUUUCAAUUGUAGUAUACAGUACAGACAGCAAGCAUGCACCCAUGACGUGGCUUUGGAGCAGCGGCUCGGAACAAGCACAAGAGCUCUUGAAGGCAGAGAAGAUGGUGUCUCUCUGCCCCAGAGUUAACGUUUGAGCUCUGAUACCUUGUGUCCUACUGUGAAUAUGGAAGUUGUUGAAAUUAAUAAAGGUUGGAUAAUCUUGUUUAUCUAAAUUGUUGUAAUUUAUGCUUUAUGAUCUUAUAAAUAUUGAUUUUAUGGAUAUUCACUGGACAUUAAUGGCAUUUGUCCAUUAAUUUAAAAAAGGUCAUGUUAUUGAUUUUUGACCCAACAUGUUAAGUCCAACACAAUCUGUAAAUUUUUUUGUGCUUUUCCUGUUUAAAAUCUCUCACUGGAGCUUUCUAGCUGAUUUAUUGUAGGUUCAAGGCUGUCUCUUGUCCACUUGUCAGAUUUCUUCUUAAUUGUUUAUGAUCUAUAACAGGAUCAUAACACUAUUUAAAUACAACAUGGAAGCUUUGCUGACUAAAUUUAAUAUAAAAUCUGUCACAGUGAGACAGAAUAUGAUCAUCUUUCUUACUCGAUCAAUUGUAGAGAUAACACAUUCAUUUGAAUAUAACAAAUAUUUUAUUGUUGAAGAGCAACACAAUUUUCUACAAUUCGGUUUCUAAGUCUACAAAAAUCAAUGCAGAAAUUUAAAAUGUUUUCUGACGCCAAAGAAAAACCACAAGCUAACAGGAGUUUACAGAACAGAAGGAGGUAAUUUAGUACAUUGUGUCUGUGUUGGUUCUUUACCAGCUUAAUCCCACAAUCACAAGUAUAGUCAUUCGUAAAUGAGAAAAACUGGUUGACAUUGACCCUGUUAUAGCACCUUUUUGGUAUCUGAAGUUAACAUUCAACUGAGCAUAUUUGGCACUUUGAGGUAUGUAGGCAGUAUGAGAUGUGGUAUGCAAGAGUGCCUGCAAUCCUUUAGUCACUUGAAUGCUUCAAUCCACAUCGUAUGGAAGAAAAUAUCAUUAGAGACGACAUUUGCUCUACAAGGUUACCUAUUCUAGCAUGAACAAUCAGAGGUUAGUGACAGAGCAAAGGUAGUGAUGGCAGGCCCAGUGCUAGCAGAUAUAAACAGUCACUGGCAUUUUGGUGGGGUUCACUGGUUUGGGGGUGGGAAUGAGCCAGCCCAUUCAGUCCAGUAAUAUGCUGUCUAUAUAGGAUUUUGUCUGGUACCUGGACAGGUUCCAGCCAGACAGAUGAAGUCCAGCUUGGAGCAACACAUUAUCUAUUAUUGCUGAUUUCACCUUCCAUUUUGGCAUUAUAAACAUGGCAGAUUAUAUUCCAAUGAAUAGGGUUCUGUAACAAAAAGCAAGAGGCCCACAACAGAAGAAAUCAAAACUCAAAACCCUGAAGGAAUUUGAAAUUAUGGGGAUUACUCAGUGUAGAAGCACAGAAACACGAGAUAAGGCAUCCCGAGGUCUAAGUCCUACCAUAACAUGCGGAAUUUGAGUACCAGAGCCAAAUACUGAACCAAAAACAUUGUCAUAUAUUUUCUGGUUAGGGACUAAACUUCAGGAUCUGCCCAGCACUAAUCCUGAGCAAUGAUCAAUUUAAACCUAAAGCUGAAUAACUUUCAUCCCUGAUGAUUUCCUGUGAUCUCAGACAACAGCAGCACAUGUGGAAUGUGGGGGUUGGGGGGGCAGUGACAGUAGUCUAGUGGUUAUGUUACAGGAUGAGCAGUCCAUAGGCCUGAGCUAAUAAUUCAGAGAACAGGAAUUCAAAUCCCACCACAACAGUUAGAGAAUUUGACUUCAGUUUAAAAAGAUAAUUCUAUAAACAAAAAGUUUAUAUGUUAAAAUGAAUAUAAAGCUGUCAAAUUGUCAUAAAAACCCAACUGGUUUGCUAAUACCCUUAUCCUGUGUGGGACUCCAGUCCCAGAGCAAUGUGGUUGACUCUUAACUGUACUUUUUACAGGGCAGAUGACCUACUGCCUGUUCUUGACUUCACUUUCGCCCUGUAAAUGUGGGGAGAAGAGGUAUACAAAAGCUGUUUCAUUGUCAACUGUGGAUCCUCAGCUUCUGUCCCUAAGUUGUCUCCUGACUAGAAAAUAGUUGACAAAUAUAAUUUUGGGUUUCUACUCAAUCAGAUAGUUACAGACAGAGGGAGCACAAAAGUACAUACUCCAGGUAUUGGGUCAUCUAGAAGAUCUUUUGUAGUCCAUAAUUGGUUUUCAAACAUCAACUGCAUUUGAGAUUUUAAUUUAAUAGUAGAUCAUAUCUGCAUGUUAUUUCAGGCAGUGUGGACAUAUAAAACUAGACAUGGGCCUUCAAUUGUGCAAACAGCAAACCUGCACCUUCUCCCACCACUAGUCAUCAGAUGCUUUAGGCAUCAUUGCGGUCCCAGCUGCUGGAACAUGACUCCUUUCUUUGUGAUCAUCUGCAAUCAGCCUUAGCCUGUCUGAAAUACCCUCAAUCAUUUUCAGAAAACGACCAUUCUUUCAUCCCAAUCCAUCCUGAGAAAUUCACUGUCCACGACUUUCCGACACCUCCUGUGUGCCUCACAUUCCCUUCUGUAGCAUGUAUUUAUCUUUAUUAUUGUACACAGUUCUGAUUACAGGACAUUGCUUUCGAAAAUCACCACCUGUGAUUUAUUGAUUGCUUGUGAAGUCUUUGGUUUUUGAGUUGUAUUUAAAUAAAAAAUACUCUGUUUGACUGAGAA
Molecule: messenger RNA, 3770 nt
Organism: Carcharodon carcharias (great white shark)
Lineage: Eukaryota; Metazoa; Chordata; Chondrichthyes; Lamniformes; Lamnidae
Gene: dnajc24
Product: DnaJ (Hsp40) homolog, subfamily C, member 24
Exons: 6
Coding region: 259-747 (162 amino acids)
Biological process (GO): positive regulation of ATP-dependent activity
Molecular function (GO): ATPase activator activity; ferrous iron binding
Source: RefSeq, a predicted model, not a curated record